CUCCCCGCGCCCCUCCUUCGGCCUUCACCUACACGCCUCCGGAUUGGCCACUAGGAAUCCCGCCCCUCCAGAUCCCCUCCUGCUAUUGGUCACGGCCUUAUAAUCAAUGGAUAAAGUGGGGAAAAUGUGGAAUAACUUCAAAUACAGAUGUCAGAAUCUCUUUGGUCCUGAGGGAGGAAGCCGCAGCGAAAAUGUGGACAUGAGCGCCAACAGAUGCCUGUGUGUCACAGAGCCGACCAGCAGCAUAGGAGACUCCGCACCUCAGCAGCAAAGCAGCCCCUUGAGAGAAAACGGUGCCUUACAGCGGGGGUUCAGCCCGGCAAAGAGUUCAAGGAGAAGCCAAAAUUGUGCCGCAGAAAUCCCUCAGAUUGUCGAAAUAAGCAUCGAAAAGGACAACGAUUCGUGUGUGACCGCCCCAGGCACCAGACUUGCAAGAAGGGACUCCUACUCUCGACACGCUCCUUGGGGUGGGAAGAAAAAGCAUUCCUGUUCUACCAAGACUCAGAGUUCAUUAGAGACUGACAAAAAGUGUGGUAGAACUCGAAGUGGACUUCCACGGCGCGAGAGGCGCCACGGCGUCAGCUCUGUGCACGACAUGGACAGUGUUUCCAGCAGGAGCGCGGGAGGCCGCUCGCUGAGACAGAGGCUGCAGGACACUGUUGGGCUGUGCUUUCCCAUCAGAACGUACAGCAAGCAGUCCAAACCCCUGUUUUCAAACAAAAGAAAAAUUCAUCUUUCAGAAUUAAUGCUGGAGAAAUGCCCUUUCCCGGCUGGCUCAGAUUUAGCUCAAAAAUGGCAUUUGAUUAAACAGCAUACGGCGCCGGUCAGCCCACAUUCAACGUUUUUCGAUACAUUUGACCCAUCUUUGGUUUCUACAGAGGACGAAGAAGACAGGCUUAGAGAGAGAAGACGGCUCAGUAUUGAAGAGGGGGUCGACCCCCCUCCCAAUGCACAAAUACAUACAUUUGAAGCUACUGCACAGGUUAAUCCGUUAUAUAAACUGGGACCAAAAUUAGCUCCUGGAAUGACCGAAGCCAGUGGGGACAGUUCUGCCGUUCCACAAGCUAACUGUGACUCUGAGGAGGACAGCACCACGCUGUGUUUGCAGUCCCGGAGACAGAAGCAACGGCAGGUGUCUGGAGACAGCCAUGCCCACGUUAGCAGACAGGGAGCUUGGAAAGUGCACACGCAGAUUGAUUACAUCCACUGCCUCGUGCCAGACUUACUGCAGAUUACAGGGAAUCCCUGUUACUGGGGGGUGAUGGACCGGUAUGAAGCAGAAGCCCUUCUGGAAGGGAAACCGGAAGGCACGUUUUUGCUCAGGGACUCUGCGCAGGAGGACUACCUCUUCUCUGUGAGCUUCCGCCGCUACAACAGAUCCCUGCACGCCCGCAUUGAACAGUGGAACCACAACUUCAGCUUCGAUGCCCACGACCCGUGUGUGUUCCAUUCCUCCACCGUCACGGGACUUUUGGAACAUUAUAAAGAUCCCAGUUCUUGCAUGUUUUUUGAACCCUUGCUGACUAUCUCCCUAAACAGGACUUUUCCCUUUAGCCUGCAAUAUAUCUGCCGUGCCGUCAUCUGCAGAUGCACGACAUAUGAUGGCAUCGAUGGGCUCCCUUUGCCGUCCAUGUUACAGGAUUUUUUAAAAGAGUAUCACUAUAAGCAGAAAGUUAGGGUUCGCUGGUUAGAGCGAGAACCAGUCAAGGCGAAGUAAGCGUGCCUGCCCUAGUUGGGCGUCCGUGUACGUCACGCAGGACAGCUCGAGCGAGCACAGCAUCUUUAGGUGUGCGGAGGACUGCUCAGUACGGAGUGUAAGCUCAGUGCUGGCCUAUCCGUCAGGUGCAACCUGCUGGUGACUCAGAUGCACGUGGUGCCUAUGGAAACAACAGAGAGGGAGGGACAGGUGUGCGGCCAGGCCUACAGAAACGUUUUACCUAUUUAGCUAGAGGUUUAGUUUUUAAUGGCUACAUCAUAAUUGAGUGAAACAACUCUGGGGCAUUUGCUAUGAAGAAUUCUAUUUCUUACUGAAGAUCAAAUUAUUAAUAAUGGAUGGUAUUUCAACAGUGUGACUAAUGUUUGAAACUAUUAUUUUUUCUAAUAAUUUUUCUAUAAACUUCCAAAAGUAGUGAUGUUUGUAGUUACUGUCAAUCAAGCUUUGGAAGUCCAAAAAAUAAAGACUGCCUUCCUUUUGGGGCGGGGGAGGGGAGCAAUUUCCUGGCCACAAGGGCAUAGUGCAGUUCACUUAGAUGUUGAUAUAGCUUAUAGUCUCCUUUUCUUUUCUGCAAAGGGUACUGUUAAAUAAACCAGGUUUUCUAACUAGUAGUUCUUAAAAUUUCAGACUUAUCAGAGGUAGUAUUAGAAUUUUAUUUAAAGGCCCUAAGUAUUAAUGUUUCACAUGAAUGCUUGAACUUAUAGCAGGCAUCCUUUGGAAUAGCUGCUGUGUGUAGCUCCCGUGUGUGCGUCUGUAAGUUGACAGGGUCUUUCCCUGUGCCCGCCCGGCGUCCGGGAACCACAGUGAGACAAGAAGGGGCCCAGACGAGUCAGCUGAUCACUGCAGUGGUUGAUGAUGUUGAGAUUAUUGUUGGAUUCUCAUUCAUUAUUCCGAUGGCAGUAUUUAUCCCUCUGUUGUAAACUCUCCUAGUUGAAGUGCUUAAAUAUAAUUUCUAGAAUUUCCGUGCAGUUCAUUUUUAAUGGAAAAUCUGGAAACUAAGUUACAAAUUUUAAAAGGUACUGUCCAACUGUUGUAUCUGUAAAUAACUCUACUUAGCACCUUUUUGUCACGCAGAAGCGUAUGCAACACGGCUUGAGUGAGCGCUUUUGGAAGUAAUAUCAAACUAGUGUUUGCUUCUUCAUAUUGAACUGACUUUGCAGUUCUGGCCGAGCAAUUUUGCACUCCAGUAGUGGCCCUCCACCCAUCCCCGUGUCUCUCUGUCCGUGUGCGCUGCACCACCGGUGAGUGCGCCCUUGCUGCCUUACCUGCUGCUGCAGAGCUUUCUUUCCCCCUUCCCGUGGCUCUCAGCCGAGGUGACUCGAAAGACAAGUCUAUUGGUAUGCAACACUACCCUUGACUGCUACUGUAAGUUUCUGCUUGCUGUGCCUUGUUAUGGCUGCUUUUCUGUGCUAAUAAAGUAUGUUUGGUGUUCUUGUACAUCUGCUGUUUUAUACAUUGGCAAAAAUUUCUCUUGUAAACGGAAUGAUUUGGGGUUUUUGAAUAAGUAUCACCUGAUACCCUCCUAGAGUUAAACUACAGCCCAAUACUGACUGUGUCAGAGUAUGCUAACUCCUCACUGAAUGUCUCUACAGCUUUCCAGUCGUAUCCACAUGUCCUGUAGAACAGUAUCUAGAGUUACUGCAAAGUACAACUGACAGUGUAGAUGUUGACAGAGGAAAUAAACCAUGAUAUUGACAUAAAGCUAAUGAUCUCUCUGCUUACAAGUGACAGAUUGAAACUAGCAAUGGCAUGUUAUAGGAAGCAAGUAUGAUAGCCUCCCACCAUGCCCGGAAACAGGUUAGUGACGUUGCGAACUGAAUAAUAAAUACAUCAGCACCACUGGUGGUUUGGGGACCAUUUUAAUUGAUCAUAUAUGCUCACAACGUAGAACUUUAACCAAAGACUUGUCCGUUUCAAAGCAGAAUGGGGAUUGAAGGGACUUGUGAUUCCUCUGAAUCUAACAGGAGUCCUGCGGACUGUAUACCAAAGUGUAUUUGAGAACUUCAUCCAAAUCUACUUUAGCAUUACGUGCAAUUAAAUUGUUCUGGCAGAAUUAUGUUGCGUAACUGUUUGCUUCAUUUUCUUGAGCUUAGAAUGUACCUGGAAUGUAAACCUCUUGAAAGAAAUAUAAGCACCCAUAGUGGUUACUGGAGAAGGACUCUGUACAAGCAGGAUUGUUGUUAAAGAGGUAACUUGAAACUCCAAGAAGGCACUUGAUGUUUUAUAUGCUUGUAACAAGUUGAUGUUCUAAUUGUAGUUUUAUAGAAAGUAUUAAUGCUUUUAUGUAUUUCAGAACUUUCAUAUGCUAAGUGGAAAUUGUUUUAAAUGUGUAAAUAUUUUGAGUUUAUGUAAGCAUGUAUACUGCGAAGUCACUUACGUUUUAAUGUGUGUAAUAUUAAUAUGCAAUUUUUGGUUUUAAAUUUUCUUAAAAUAUUAGUGGCUUAAAUUUUAAAAAAGAAAAAUCACCAGCAUGAAAUUGCACCCAAGUCUAUAUCCACUGUGUCUUUUUCUGAGUCCUCAUUGUAGCCUGUCAACUAAACUUGUGUUUUUUAUGGUCUUUUUAAAGUGUAUUUUCAUAUGAAUUAGGAAAUUCUUUGGAGAUUUGAUACAUUUUCAUUGUGGGGUAUUUGAGCCAAGGAAGGCUCCUUUAAUUCAUAUGCAUUCUCGUUUCAUUAAUGAUUUGCCCCUGCUUGACCCCACCCCCUGUGAUAAAGUGAUACCACCCCAUAACAUGAUAUUAUUAAUAUCACUUUAGAGAGAAUAAUAUUCCCUUCUGAUUUAAAAACCAUUUAGAGGCCUUAUUCUGCGACAUACCUGAGGAAUAUUCUUGUACCAUUGAACUUUGAUUAUCUGCACUGAAUUAUAGUCCUACUGUUACAGUCUUGCUUGUAAUACAGUCACUUUACAAA
Molecule: messenger RNA, 4623 nt
Organism: Echinops telfairi (small Madagascar hedgehog)
Lineage: Eukaryota; Metazoa; Chordata; Mammalia; Afrosoricida; Tenrecidae
Gene: SOCS5
Product: suppressor of cytokine signaling 5
Exons: 2
Coding region: 107-1717 (536 amino acids)
Biological process (GO): phosphatidylinositol phosphate biosynthetic process; cell surface receptor signaling pathway via JAK-STAT; intracellular signal transduction
Cellular component (GO): phosphatidylinositol 3-kinase complex
Molecular function (GO): 1-phosphatidylinositol-3-kinase regulator activity
Source: RefSeq, a predicted model, not a curated record